Molecule: messenger RNA, 1995 nt
Organism: Fusarium keratoplasticum
Lineage: Eukaryota; Fungi; Ascomycota; Sordariomycetes; Hypocreales; Nectriaceae
Exons: 2
Coding region: 1-1995 (664 amino acids)
Source: RefSeq, a predicted model, not a curated record
AUGACAUCAGCAUCAACAAGACUGUUUCUGUUUGUGCUGGUGUGCCUCCUCUUCACUGGGCGCGCGUCCGCCUUUGGAGCUGGAGAGGUCGCUGGCGCUAGCGAAUUCAAUGGCUACGUGUGGCGGCACGGCGACAUCGUAGAGGCACUUCGCUACAUCCCGGCCAGUUUCGUCACGCAUUAUCGUUUCUCGACCCUCGAACGACGACAAAUCUACUUUGGCAACUGGCUUCGCGACUUUUCUCAAAUUAUCGACACGACAGGCCUUGAAAAUGUCCCCGAGCCGGUGCUUCGGGCCAUUGUGAGCAUCCUGGGCUUUCUCGAAUUCGGCUUCGCCACCGACGAGUUUGAGGUGACGCGCGAACGGCUGGGAUGUUACAAGCAUGUGGAACACAUUGACAAUCCCAAGGGCUAUCCAGAAAACGCAAAGGAGGUUGAUGAGAGGCUGAGAGGGCCGUUGGAUCAGCGGGAGCUGGAGUUUGACCCAAAGACCGGCAUGAAGAAUUAUAUUGCCAACUCAGGCAAGGGCUGGGACACCUCUGCCGACUACGUGACGAUACAACUUCGCGAGUGCAUCAGGCUGGGACGAGAAAAAGAUGCAAAAUCCAAGAAGGAGGCCUUUAUCCACCUCGGUGCUGCGCUACACACACUCGAGGACUUCUCGGCGCACAGCAACUUCACCGAACUCUGUCUGCACGAGCUUGGGGAGGGUGACGUCUUUGCAUUUGUUGGCGAUGCAUGCCGUGUCAAGGCACCAGGAUGGAGAGGUCGAAUGGUACCACCCAUUGUGACUGGAACCUUUGGGAUGCUUGAUAUCUUCCACAGUCUCCUAGGCGAGGCCGAUGAUAUGGCCGUGCUACAAUGCAAGGGAUCACUACAGAACCUUGAAAAUGAGAUGAAUAUCGGAGAAAUCGCAUUCCAGCAUCUGUACGACUUGCUCAAAGCUGCCAUUCAGGCAUUGAGCAAAUUGGCGGCCAAUGCCACCAUCAGUGACCCAAUUCUAAAACAGCUGGAAACUGUUGGUGUGCUUUUCCAAAAGGCUGAGGAAUCUGCCAAGGCAGACAAGGAAAGCCGGACUGCCGAGAGUAAUCUCGACGCCGACCAACUCUGGCAGUCGAUUGAGCCAAUCUUCUACCUUCACGAUCGCAUCAAGAAAUGGAUACAAGAGCGCACUGAGCAACACGACGCCGAACCCCUUUCGGAAGAGUCAAGCACGCAACUGGGCAAAUACACGGAUCAGCUCGUCUUCAAGUACCUCUCCCUCAUGAUUGAGAGCUCCAUCAUGCAGUUGCGCAAUGCUCUGAAGGCUGCUAAGGAACGGGUCGAUGCAGAAGCUGCAAAGUCCACUUCGGCUGAGAUAUAUGAAGACGGGGAUGCGUCUGACCCUAGUCACUCGGACAUCUCAAAAGAUCACUUCAGCAACGUUCUCAACCAGCCAGCCGGCCUCGUGUCGACAGUCACCACCAAUUGGACGACACAGCAAGUUGUCAAGUGUUGGGACGACCCUUUUAGAGACGAAGAAGAAGUCAUUCGCCAGAUUUUGACCAUUUUGCAUCACCCCGCCUUUCCCGGUCGAAAGAAGACGCCAAUCCAAAAAUACAUGUUCAACGCCGUGGAGGAGUGGUGGCAUCACAAUACAGCCGAAGAAAAGACCAAGCUCCGGGGGAUGUUGACAAAAGAGAGCGUCAGAGGCCGCCAACACGAGAAUCAUUCACUGACGCUGAAGGACCUGGAGGGGAAGAAGAAAGGCGUCGCUGUAUUUCCUGGCUCGAGGCCUAAGCUCAGACAGAGGCCGGCGAAGCCGUCCCCGCUGACAUGGGCUAUCGUUGAAGCCAAAAGCGACGCGAAGUGGAUGUUUGGCGCCGUCAAAAGAGGUGCGAGGGACCCUGUUGCAGCCGUUUCUUUCAUCGUAGGUGGGUUAUACAUACUCUUUGCCCAGAUCAUUUUGGCCGUGCUUGGCGUCUUUGGCAAGUCAACUAAACCGUCGCGAGCAUGA